Molecule: messenger RNA, 2845 nt
Organism: Astyanax mexicanus (Mexican tetra)
Lineage: Eukaryota; Metazoa; Chordata; Actinopteri; Characiformes; Acestrorhamphidae
Gene: actr1b
Product: actin related protein 1B
Exons: 11
Coding region: 156-1286 (376 amino acids)
Source: RefSeq, a predicted model, not a curated record
UGUCAGUCAGCGCGGGUUAGGUUGAGCAGUGUGCGGUAGGUUGGCGGAGCGGCUGUGUGCGCGAGCUGCAGUAUUUAUAUGAUUAUCAAUUUUUAUUUCUCGCGGAUUUCUCUCUUUAACAGUUGCGCGAGGAGCCGCAGAGCCGCCCGUUCAGCAUGGAAUCCUAUGAUAUAAUCGCUAAUCAGCCGGUGGUGAUCGAUAAUGGAUCUGGAGCCAUCAAAGCCGGAUUUGCCGGAGACCAGAUUCCCAAAUACUGCUUCCCAAAUUAUGUGGGACGACCUAAACAUGUGCGUGUGAUGGCUGGAGCUCUGGAGGGGGACCUCUUCAUCGGUCCGAAAGCUGAGGAGCACAGGGGGCUGCUGUCUGUGCGCUAUCCAAUGGAACACGGCAUCGUUAAGGACUGGAAUGAUAUGGAGCGGAUCUGGCAGUACGUUUACUCCAAAGAGCAGCUCCAGACCUUCUCUGAGGAGCACCCGGUUCUCCUGACUGAAGCUCCACUGAACCCCAGCAAGAACCGGGAGCGAGCUGCCGAGGUCUUCUUCGAAACCUUCAAUGUUCCAGCGCUCUUCAUCUCCAUGCAGGCCGUCCUCAGCCUGUAUGCCACUGGUCGGACCACUGGUGUGGUUCUAGAUGCCGGAGACGGAGUGACCCACGCUGUUCCCAUAUAUGAGGGCUUCGCCAUUCCUCACUCCAUCAUGCGGGUGGACAUUGCCGGCCGGGACGUGUCCCGAUACCUUCGGCUGCUCCUGCGGAAAGAGGGAUACGACUUCCACACCUCCGCUGAGUUUGAGGUUGUGAGGACCAUGAAGGAGAGAGCUUGCUAUCUGUCGCUAAACCCUCAAAAGGAUGAGACUCUGGAGACGGAGAAGGCGCAGUACACGCUGCCGGACGGGAGCACAGUAGAUAUCGGGCCAGCAAGGUUCCGGGCUCCAGAACUGCUGUUCCGGCCAGAUCUGGUGGGAGAUGAGAGCGAGGGAAUCCACGAGGUUCUGGCUUUCGCUAUUCAGAAAUCCGACAUGGAUCUCCGGCGCACCCUGUUCUCCAACAUCGUCCUCUCAGGAGGAUCCACACUAUUUAAAGGGUUUGGAGAUCGGUUGCUGAGUGAAGUGAAGAAGCUCGCCCCCAAAGACGUUAAAAUAAAGAUAUCUGCACCGCAAGAGAGACUGUACUCCACGUGGAUCGGGGGAUCUAUCCUAGCAUCUCUGGAUACGUUUAAGAAGAUGUGGGUUUCUAAGAAGGAGUAUGAAGAGGACCGCGCUCGCGCCAUCCACAGGAAGACUUUUUAAUAACCCCUUCUCCACCUGACUCCACCCCCAGACCUACACCCACACCCCUGUCCCCGCUUCCCUUCUGUCUCCAUCCAUACUUUUCCUCCCUAAACUGCUCUGCGUUACUUCCUUUUAGUCUGCUCCCCGACCCCUAUCCUACCCCCCACCCAGCCAUGGCAUGUCCCUUGUAGUCCUGCCGUAUUAAAGCCCUGCCCCCUCCUACUGAUUGGGCCUGGGCAGAAGGGGGAUUGACCCGUGGCCGUUAAGUGGGAAUGGUGUUCCCGGGCUGCGCUCGAUCCUUCCCUCUCGUUCGCUGAAGGAAUGCUCGGAUAUUUAUUACUGUAUUUUCUUUCCCGUAUCGUAAGCCCGCCCCCGUAGUGCAGCGCUCUCCGGUUCCUGUUCAGCACCGGCGCUGGGACAGGAGAACCGGAUCAGAACCGCCGACUGUAUUACUGUAAAGUCCAUUCCAGAGGCGGAGCGGGGGUGUGGCCGCCUCCAUGUGUGUUUGUGGCGUUUCGAUUGUUAGUUUUAUUUGUUAGCUUUGGAAUUGAUCGGUGCUUGACGGUUUGGGUCGGCACCAGUUUAAAGGAACUAAACAGAACACACUCUGUUCCAGAACCCUCUGCUUCCACUUGCCAACCUCGGAGCAGAUGAACCCAUAGUGAGAUGCACUCUAAUUAAAGAUCCUACUUGGCUUUAGCCUCACAGAUUCUGAUAAUGCUCCUAAGCCCCUCCGCCCCCAUGCCCCUGGCCCCAAGUCCACGGUCCUUCCCUCAUGUCCACGCCCCUUUCCCCACACCCCUUUCCUCAUGCCACUUUCCCCAUGCCCAGCUCUUACUGAUCUUUCAGAUCUUUCGUUUCUUGUUGGUGGAGUUCUGCUUGUCUUAUGCGGGGCCGGUUCUCUGAAGGGUGAAGAAACUGAAUCGAGGGUCCGGUCUCGCCCACUAACCCCCAAACCUGACCCGGCCCAACCCAGCUGGGCGCCUUCAAUCACAGGAAACACUAAACAAGAAGGACAGAGAGUAACAGAGGGUCAACCCUUGUAUAAAGAAUGUGACAAAAUAAUGGAAACAAUAGGUCGUCGUAACGGAACCAACAGAAACCCUAUCAGAACCCGACCCGAGGUUCUGCAGAGACCCGACACCACAACCUCCUUAACCUCCAACCCACACACUCACAAACACAGUGGAGCGCAGAGGUGAGAGUCCGAGACAGAAGCACGGAUAGACGGAGAGUGGUUUUGGUUCUGUUAAAUGUGGUUUAAGGAGAUUUUUUUUAAGCCUUUUCAGCUGUUUCCAUUAUUUUGUCUUCACAGCUGGUAAAGAGGCGUGGCCGUUUAGUCUGUGUGAUUGGUCAGUAAGAAAGUUCUUCUCAUUUUAUUUGUUGUUUCUAAGAUAUAAUGAUGAUGAUAAUAAAGAGGAGAAUGAUGAUGAUAAUGAGGAUGAUGAAGGUUAGCCUUGUGUACAGUGGAUUUAAAUAAACACAAAUGGACUAAAAUGUACCAAAUUGUUUCUUCAGCUGUUGCUUUUUCCAUUUUGUAAAAAAUGAUGUGCGAUAAAUAAACGUAGGCUGUCUGA